AUGGAAGAUUUUGCCUAUGUGGACAAAAAUGUUUAUAUAAAUCUUCUCGUGACCAUUAUAAAUAAAUGCAAAGAAUACCUUCUAGGAGUAGGAAUUUUUAAGCUUGUCUUUUGCUUGUGCAUAGUGGUCAUUAGUAUUAUCUUUGCUCGUCGCAAAAACAAAAAGAAGAAAAAGGUCAACAUAUAUAUACAGAUAAAUAAUGUGCGCCACGGAAAUGAUAAGAAAACGGGCGAAAUAGGGGAAGACCAUAAAAAAUGUUGGGCGGCCAAUGAAGAUGCACAAAUAGUAGAACCCACCUUUCCCGAAGCGCGUGAACCCACAAAUGUAGAACAAUUGAAUAACGAAUUCUAUCACAUAACGUACAGCCCACAUAUAUUUGACCUAAAAAGUAUCAACAGAACCGAAUUGUGCAAUGUAUGCAACGAAAGCAUCUACUCAUUUAUUUUUUACAAAAAAGAUAUUUUCGAAUGCGUGGUUUGCAGAAAUAAGUGCCACAUAGAAUGCGCCCCCAACUCCAACUUGAUGAGCUGUAAAACGGCUGUGUUCUUCAAAAAUAAACACAAGUUUAUAAGAAUUAGGAACUGCAUGUGGAAUAAUAAAUGCAACAUUUGCAGUAAAAAAUUCUCCUACUUCUCCUUUCCCCCCUUUGCCAAACAGUACAUAUAUAAAUGCAUUUGGUGCAACAAAUAUUUUCAUGUCCACUGCAUAGCGAAAAUUGCCAAAAAAAAAAAACAAAUACAUGAUAAAAAAAAACAAGUCAAGGAUGCAGUUUGUAACUAUGGAAAUAACAAGUAUGUGCUUCUCCCGUACGAAGUUGCCAUUAAAGAAAACGUCCUUUUGGACUUCUUGAUGAAUGCCUACCACCGUGUGAACGAGACACAAAUGGGUAAUGAUGAACUGCUACUCAGCUACACUCCCCAUGCGUUGGAUGAUACCACCGGCGAUGAUGGAACGGAUGAGUUGAGCCCACAAGAAAGAAACGAAAAAGAGAAGAAGCUGGAUCAUGCGAAAGGAGGAAAGCUACCCCUUAUUGGCAAUCACACACCAACUGAACAACUCUGCCUCGAUUAUGUAAACCACUUCUCCAUGUUUAACAAGAUGAGAAAAUUUAAAUCAUUUCCCAAUUCUUCAAAAGCAAAAAAUAAUAUAAUCUCGGUGCAUGAAAACUUUCUUCUCAAUUUCUUCCCAAUCCAUUUGCCAAUCUAUGAAAUAAAAAGUAGUAGAAAAAUUCUCCUCAUUUUUCUAAAUGUAAAAAGUGGAGGGCAAGUUGGAAAAAAGCUCUACCAAGAAUUGCUCAUGUAUUUUAACCCCCUACAAAUCAUAAGUAUAAAAAGUGAAAAAAAUGUUUUAAAUGCCCUGAACAUGUAUAAGGAAAUGAUUUGGCUCAACAGAGUAAUCAUCCUUCUCUGUGGAGGAGACGGAACCAUAAGCAUCUUCAUCGACACGUUAUUAAAAUUUUUUGCAAAUGAAGUUGCCAUGGGUGCUUUGCAGGGAAAGAACAAGGGGAAAUACAGCGAACUGUAUUAUGGAAGUGAUAAAAAAAAUGAACAAUUUCUCUCCACGAAAAAUACAUUCCUAAAUAAAACCAUCAUGAACAUCACGGCAAAGUUGAAGCACAAUAAAGACGCACUUAGGAAGAAGUGGGCAAAUAAUAUCACCGCGCAAGCGAAAAAACCCACCACAUUUUUCCUAAAAAAGAGGACUGAGAAAAAUGCUACUGGACAAGAUGCAAACAAUUCCGGUGACCAUUGCCGUGACGAUGAGGGGAACAUAAGUGAGGAAAACGCAGAAACAUAUUUUGGGAAUGAAUCCUGCACCGCUCACGUGUGGGGAGAAAAUCAAAGUGAUCAGUUGGCGCCGAACCUAACGUCCAAGGUGAAAGGUGCAUUUGCAGGCGAUAGACGUAUCGACGAUCCUGCCGCCCUGAAUGGUGAAUUGAAGGGCGACUUAAUUAGCCAAUUAAGUGGCGAAAUAAUUGACGAUUUGCGGCAGCACCUGAGUAAUGAUUUGAAUAUUGACAGCAACAGCUGGAGCUCUGGGCGCAAUACCCCCAAGGAUAUGGACAAGGGGGGAACCGAAGCCAAGUGUGGAAACGGGAAGUACCUGUACAUCCUUGAAAAACUGAAGAACUUCAAAAAAAAAGGCCCAGAAAAGGAUGACGAUGCAGAAAACGAAGGAGAACUGUGUGAAGACGAAGCCUACAAGGGAAGCACGGUGAAAAGCUUCCAAAACGGAAACUCCAUGAUGGACAAGUACUACAAUGGUAACACAGUCAUAUAUAGUAAUUGCACACAGAAUAAUGAAGACCCAUAUUUUGAAUCUCGGAGGGGCAAGGAGAAUGAAAAAAUGUACGACAAUAUUCUUUACCAUGAUUAUAAGGAGAAUUCAAGCAGUUAUUUGCCAAUGAAAACCAAAUUAAAUGAAAAUUCGCCAUCGUAUUGUCAUGAGGCGAAUGGGGCGAUCCCAAAAAAGAAGGAAGAAAAUAAGCAACACUUUGGUAAUAGCACCAGUUUGAGCUACAGUAAUGGAAAUUCACUUAACAGCGGCAACGCUGAGUGUGAUGAUGGCACCCAAGUGUAUCUCUGCAAUGAGGACAAUGUGACACCCCACCAGGGUGGUUACCCGGGUGGUUACCCGGGUGGUUACCCGGGUGGUUACCAGGAUAAUUACCAAAGGGAUGUAAAAGGGAAGACAUCCCUGACCGAUGGAAUCCCCAACAUGGAAGCAGGAGAUCCAAAUCGAAGUGAUGAAGAUGUCAUCUUCCAAAUAGAUAAUGGUUACAAAGUUAUACGCUCAAAUGAAAAAAAAAAAAAUCGCCAAGGUGACGGCCAACGCUCUUGUGAACAAAAAGAAAUUACAAAUAAAAUUAUCAAAAGGGAAGAUAAAGAAAAGAAAUCGAACAAAAAUUCUCUCGAAUCUUACAUAGCAUGUGCACCUAUAGGUAUACUUCCCCUAGGUACAGGAAACGAUUUAAGUUACAGUCUAGGAUGGGGGUGUGGGUACAAUAACGACCCAUUGGUGUACUUAAACAAAAUGAAAAAUGCAAAAAACAAAUAUAUAGAUGUAUGGAAUAUGAAAGCAUAUGACCUAAACAACAAUAUCAUUCUAAACAAUAGCUUUAUAAACUAUUUCGACUUUGGAGUUAUCUCCAGAUUAGCUCUCCAUUUCGAUAAUAUAAGGAAAAAAUUUCCUCAUUUUUUUAAUAGCAGAAUUGGAAAUAAAAUACUCUAUGGAGAAGUAGGCUUUAGAGACUUCUGCUUCAAUACAUACAAAUAUAAGUUAAACAAAAAUAUAAAACUAUACUGUGAUGGAAAGAAGGUAAAAAUUGAUGAGGACAUAGAAAGUGUGUGCUUGAUAAACAUUCCCUACUUUCUUGGUGGAGUUAAAAUAUGGAAGGAUGAUGAUGAUGACAACACAGAUAAACAUUACCAUUCUGACAUGGAUAGACAGAAACAGGAACAUGUGAGAAGGAGGAGGACAAGUAAAAAGGAAAUGAAAGAGCAAGUGGAUGAAAACAAUUCAACCAACAGCUCCAGCAAUAGCAGCUUUAUUGCCUGCUCAAUGAAUGAUAAUUUACAAAAUGAAAAAAAUGGAAGAAUUUUUUCCAACAGUUUCGGGGAGGAAAAAAUUGGGCACACUUUUGAUGAUCAUAAAAAAAUGGCUAUGGCGGAAUUUAUAAAAAGUGCCACUUUAAAAAAUUCACCUGGGGAGGAUGUCAAUCCAUCCGAGUUUUUCCAAAAUGAAAAAACAAAUGGGAUUACAUCACCUUCACAGGGUGAUGGAGUGAAUCAUCCACAACAGGAGGAAAAAUCUUCCCCACCCACCAAUGAGCAAUCAUUCGACUAUAGCAACAUAUACAAAUCGUACAGACUUGACUUUUACAGACAAAAGAAAUGGAAGCAAAAGUAUCGAAAGCAGAAGAUGGAUGACAAAGUCAUUGAAGUCAUUGGGUUUCGAAAUAUGUUCCAUAUUCUUCAGGUGCAGAUUGGUAUGUCCAGUGCGAUAAAACUCUGCCAGGGGAGUGACAUCAAGGUAAAGAUUGACAAGACGUUUAUUCAAAAUAAAAACAAAAUUUACUUCCAGUACGAUGGAGAGCCUGGAUUUCUUAACAUCCAUAAGUUGCAUUUCACUCAUAAGUGUCAAUAUUUGUUUUUGUCUCCUAAGGACCCAAUUUGA
Messenger RNA from Plasmodium knowlesi strain H, 4176 nucleotides. Its product is annotated as diacylglycerol kinase, putative. The record is from RefSeq and is a predicted model, not a curated record. The coding region runs from base 1 to 4176 and encodes 1391 amino acids. The transcript has 2 exons. Lineage: Eukaryota; Apicomplexa; Aconoidasida; Haemosporida; Plasmodiidae. Gene Ontology annotation, molecular function: ATP-dependent diacylglycerol kinase activity.